Molecule: messenger RNA, 357 nt
Organism: Aphanomyces invadans
Lineage: Eukaryota; Oomycota; Saprolegniomycetes; Saprolegniales; Verrucalvaceae
Exons: 1
Coding region: 1-357 (118 amino acids)
Source: RefSeq, a predicted model, not a curated record
AUGCCUCGGAAGGGGCCACCCAAGACAACCCGUCGUGAAGAACGCGACAAGGAGCGCCAAAAGGCGGCUGGCGAGAGGCUUCGGAAUGAACAAAAGACUGAACGAGCUCAAAAAGCCCUUCGUGACUUCCAAACACACAAACGCGAGAUGCCUGAAACCCGAGGAACGCAACGCGACCUCCGGCGAGGUCUAGCUGGUAAGGGCCUAACGUUGGAACGGUACGGCGACUCCGAGUCCCAACGUCAAGCACGAGGAAUCGUGAUGGAGCAGUCGGAUGCUGGGCGCGGUGUGCCUCGGGGGUUCACUUACGAGGAUAUCUAUGGUGCUGAAGACGAAGAGUACGACUCGUCGUCGUAA